GAAAUACACACGACGAAGGGUUCUCCCAUCAAACGAAACGGAUGAACUGCGCAUGUGCACGGUCGAGGUCUAUCGGAAGUCAGGUCGGUCUUAGCGGUAGUCCACAUCAAAAAACUCAAAACAGAAAGUCAUGUCAGGGUUUCUGGACGGGAUCCGCUGUGGAGACUGUGACUGCAAUGUUGACUGGGGGGAGAGGAGAAACACCAUCGCUUCCAUUGCUGCUGGAGUUCUGUUCUUCACUGGUUGGUGGAUCAUUAUCGACGCGGCAGUGAUGUACCCUCUGGAGGAAGAUUUUCAUCGCGCCUAUCACACCUGUGGGGUCAUAGCUACUGUGGCCUUUCUCAUGAUAAAUGCAGUUUCAAAUGGCCAGGUGAGGGGAGACAGCUACAGUGAAGGCUGCAUGGGACAGACAGGCGCUCGAGUGUGGCUCUUUAUUGGUUUCAUGUUGGCUUUUGGCUCCCUCAUUGCUUCCAUGUGGAUCCUGUUUGGGGGAUUUGUUGUGCCUGGGAAGCCACAUACGUACCCUGGAAUCGCCAUUUUCUUCCAAAAUGCAUUCAUUUUCUUUGGGGGGUUGGUCUUCAAGUUUGGACGCACAGAGGACCUCUGGCAGUAAUGAGCUGCAUGUGUCUUUAUGUCUACACUCACACCCUCUGCUUUCUGUAUUGUAUGAGACUAAAUAAUUCCAACAUUUCCUGAAUUUAUACUUUUUUUUUUUUUAGCUUUCAAACUAAAAUCUUUAAUUUAUAAGCUUUGUAGUUUAUAAGCUGCAUUUUACCAACCACACAUUUUUAUAGAUGUCUUGACAGGUGGAACAUUUCCAAAUGUGGCACAUGGGUUAAGAUGUCUGCCUACAUUCAGACCUUUUAGCCAUGUUGAUAAUAUGUUAAAUGACUUGUGUAUGACAAAGAUGUAUAUUGGGAGCUUUUUCUAUCACUUCCACUUUGGUAGACAUUUAUGAAUAACGUUUUUUUUUUCUGGCCCAUGGAGUCUAAACUACAUAAGCUUUUCCAGUAGAUAAAAAAAAAAGUUUCAUGUUAUCGUGUCUUUAGGGGGGUGUAAUCAUAUGGGGUGUUUUUUUGUUGUUCAUGUCUGUUGUAACACAACCACAGUUCUCAAAUGUGUACACCCAUUGUGGAAUAAACAAGCUCACAGUGCACACCUGAAGCCAACAAAGGUUUCACAACAGAA
Oryzias latipes (Japanese medaka) is the source of this 1188-nucleotide messenger RNA. It is a transcript of the gene tmem50a, whose product is annotated as transmembrane protein 50A. NCBI's taxonomy places the organism in Eukaryota, Metazoa, Chordata, Actinopteri, Beloniformes, Adrianichthyidae. The record is from RefSeq and is a predicted model, not a curated record.